AUGGAGGUGUGUGGACUGUGUGGAGUUGGUCAGCAAAGCUCAGGAAAUUCUUACUUUUGUGGAGAAAGGGUGGUAGUUGUCACACUUGAAUCUGCACUGGGAGAGAAGGAGUGGAGCUUGAGCACGAAGCUUUCAGAGGCAAUACUGAUCCCAUUGCGCAUCUUCUCUGAAUGGCGCUUCCCGGAAAAUGGAGUGAUUGAAUUCCAAGCCAUUCCUAGGUAUGGACCAGCAAGCCCAUUCAAAGGACAUUUAAGUACCAAGAGUAAUGCUUUCUGCAUCGACUCCUCUUCCCGCAGACUAAGUAACCAGUACCUGAUCAGGGAUCACAUGGCUGUCCAUUACAAUAAAAUCCUUUCAGCCAAAGCUGCUGUAGACUGUUCAGUACCAAAAAGCAGGUUAAACAGCAUAAAAUUUUCAGAUCAGCAGCGAAGAGAGAAACUCAAGAAAGAAGUAGAAAGGUGUGAGAAGGAAAUGAUUUCAUCUAAAAAUGUGUCCCGAUCUAGUUCCAGGGAGAGUAGAAGACCUCUCUCAGCUACCUAUAGAAAAGGUUCACUGGAAGCAGAAGGCAAUGUGGGGCUACUCUCAUGUGCGACAAGUGAACAGAAGUGUCCAGUGGGUUCCAUCUCGACUCCAGAGAGGCAGAGCGCAGUUCUUCCAAGUCCUGAAAACCCUGCCAGGAGAGCUGCUCAGAAGGCCUCCGACAUCUCUGUCUCAAGCUCAAGCACCAGUACUUCAAGUCUGCACAGACUGCAUUCCAAGAUUUCUUGCAGCUCUUCUUCUGAUAGCAUUGCAAACAAGCAUUCCCACAAGGCCCAGAACCCUGAUUCCAAAGUAUGCAGCGGAGAUCUCCUUGAGAAGCACUCUGAACACUUUACCAAUAGCCAACAACCGUUCACUCCACGUACUUUAAAAUCAGAUGCGAAAUCCUUCCUUUCACAGUACAGAUAUUAUAUGCCAGCAAAACGGAAAAUAAGGGAUAUUUCUAAGCAACAGGCAGAAGCAGAAACACAGACUGAUGUAAGCAGUUUCCAGGUUGAGUCUGAAGGAUCUGAAAAAAGGGAUCUGGCUGACAUCAUAAAGGAGGUGGAAGACACAGUGUCUGCCAGUGCAGAUAAGUCUGACGAAGCAAAGGCGGUUUCUCAGUUCUCCUCACCAAGGGUGACUUCUCCAUCUUCUGUGCAGUCCCCAAUGAUGAGAAGAAUCCAGGCUGAGGAAGAAGAACUUUUGUAUUUAAGCUUCAUCCAGGAUAUAACAGAUGAGAUUCUCAAACUCGGAUUGUUUUCCAACAGGGCUUUGGAAAAGUUGUUUGAGCGUCACAUAGAACAAAACAAGAACCACCUUAAUGAGACCAAAAUGCGCCACCUGCUGGAGAUUCUGAAAGUAGACCUGGGCUGCAUCAAGGAGGAAAAGUCUGCUGGAGGGUCUGAUAUGUACGGUCCUCUGCAGAAAGGGCCCGUCGACCACUUCCAACUUCCCAAAAGUGAGGAGUUUUUAAAAGUAAUGGAGUUAAUAGCAAAUGAGCCACCUGCUUGCAGUGAUAAAUCCCAGGUGGAAGAGGCCCAGGAUGAAAUUUCCAAAGAUAUCAAUGAACCAACGAGUGUCGGGCUGGACCCUAUGUCCUUCUUGGUGACUGAUGAAACCCUGGAUACCUCAUGCACACUGCCACCAACAUGCAGCUCAACCACAUGCGAUGCUGACUUGGACAUGAGCGAGUCUUUGAGGGACGUUGAUGAGCUCAGAGAAAGCUUUGUGAACUCCUUUCCCAUCUCCACUGACAACACACCAUGCUAAACAACUAGCAGCAAAGCACCGAGAGAGGCAGCACACCUGGCCAACGGUGCAGAGAUCUGAGCUUCACGGAUUUAAUAAAAUGCUAACAAAUCAUCCCCCUCUUUCUUUUUAACAGUUUCUGUCUGGAAUGCAGUUGGAGCGUCUUGCGAAAGCGGUCCAAGUAUUAUGAAUCAGGCUUUAAAGAACUGAGCACCAAAACACACUAGUGGGCAAGAGACCCAUUUGUGGCAUGUAAUGUAACACAAUGUCAUUAAGUGCUGAAAACUUG
Messenger RNA from Elgaria multicarinata webbii, 2059 nucleotides. It is a transcript of the gene SPATA7, whose product is annotated as spermatogenesis associated 7. The coding region runs from base 1 to 1791 and encodes 596 amino acids. Gene Ontology annotation, biological process: photoreceptor cell maintenance; protein localization to photoreceptor outer segment; microtubule cytoskeleton organization. The transcript has 12 exons. Gene Ontology annotation, cellular component: axoneme; rod photoreceptor outer segment; ciliary basal body. The record is from RefSeq and is a predicted model, not a curated record. NCBI's taxonomy places the organism in Eukaryota, Metazoa, Chordata, Lepidosauria, Squamata, Anguidae.